Molecule: messenger RNA, 4225 nt
Organism: Schizosaccharomyces cryophilus OY26
Lineage: Eukaryota; Fungi; Ascomycota; Schizosaccharomycetes; Schizosaccharomycetales; Schizosaccharomycetaceae
Product: phosphoribosylformylglycinamidine synthase Ade3
Exons: 1
Coding region: 87-4052 (1321 amino acids)
Biological process (GO): 'de novo' IMP biosynthetic process
Molecular function (GO): phosphoribosylformylglycinamidine synthase activity
Source: RefSeq, a predicted model, not a curated record
CAAUUUAGACGGAGCUAAACAAAUUGGCGAGUCGGGUCUAUAACUCCUCAGUGCUUAUUAAAAAGUAAUUGGAGUAAUCCGCUAAAAUGUUAGUUCUUUACGGAGGUUCUGCCUUGACAUCUCAUAACCAGAAGAAGCUUUUAGAAGCUACGGUUUCAGCCUUUGAACGUAUAGAAGCUGUAUAUUUUUAUUUAAUUCAAACAAAAGAGGGAGUUUCUGUGUCGUCUAAUGACCUGAAACCAAUUUUAUCUGACUUGAGAUCAGAUGAUUAUAUACCAUCAGGUCCUACGAUUGCCUAUGUUUUUCCUCGUACUGGUACUAUCUCUCCAUGGUCUUCGAAAGCUACUAAUAUUGCAAAUGUAUGCAAUCUGAAGGGAGUGAAUCGUAUUGAACGUGGUAUAGCAUAUUCGGUAACACUGAAACAAGGUGUGUCUGAGAACAUUUACCAAAUUGCUUUCACUAAUUUGUUCGAUCGUAUGACCGAAACACUCCGUUAUGAGCCUCCCAAGGAAGAUGAAGUUUUUAACACUCAUGAACCUGCGCCUCUUGUAACAAUUGAGCUUGGCUAUAGCAAAGAAGCCGAUAAGGAAGCUGCCAAACGUCGACUAGCGGAAGCCAAUGUAAAAUUUGGUUUAGCUCUUGCUUCGGACGAGAUUGAUUACCUAGUCGAGUGCUAUAGCAACGAGCCAUCAUUAAAACAUCGCGAACCAACCGAUGUUGAACUUUUUAUGUUUGGUCAAGUCAAUUCUGAACAUUGCAGACAUAAAAUUUUUAAUGCUGACUGGACUAUUGACGGAAAGAAAAUGGACAACUCAUUAUUCAAAAUGAUUCGUAAUACCCAUAAACUAAAUCCCGAUUAUACCAUCUCUGCAUAUUCGGAUAAUGCCGCUGUUUUUGAAGGAAAUCCUGGUACUAAUUUCUUUCCCAUCAAUGGUGAAUGGACAAUGAAAGAUGAAAAGAUCGAUUUUCUCGGGAAGGUCGAGACCCAUAACCAUCCUACUGCAGUUUCGCCUUUUCCGGGUGCUGCUACUGGCUCUGGUGGUGAAAUUCGCGAUGAAGGAGCCGUUGGUCAAGGGUCAAAAUCAAAAGCUGGUUUAGCUGGAUACAACGUUUCUAAUUUACAUAUUCCUGGUUUUAAACAGCCUUGGGAAAUAGAUGUUGGCAAGCCUUUUCAUAUUGCCUCUGCCCUUGAUAUUAUGUUAUCUGCCCCAAUUGGAAGCUCUUCGUUCAAUAAUGAGUUUGGUCGUCCUUGUAUCAAUGGCUAUUUCCGCACACUUACCAUGGAGGUGCCUAGAGCUGAUGGAACAGUAGAAUAUCGUGGAUAUCAUAAACCAAUUAUGGCUGCAGGCGGUGUUGGUUGCAUUCGAAGACAGCACGCUUUCAAAAAACCCAUUUCUCCUGGAAGUCCUAUUAUUGUGCUCGGUGGUCCUGCUCUCCUAGUAGGUUUAGGUGGUGGUGCUGCGUCCAGCAUGAGCUCCGGUGAAGGUUCUGAAGAUUUGGAUUUUGCAUCAGUGCAACGAGGAAAUCCAGAGAUGCAACGUCGGGCACAAAUGGUGAUUGAUACUUGCACUGCGAUGGAAGACAACAUUAUUCAAUCCAUUCAUGAUGUUGGUGCUGGAGGUGUUUCCAAUGCACUUCCUGAAUUAGUCCAUGAUGCUGGAUUGGGUGCCAGAUUUGAGCUCCGUGAUAUUCCUUGUAUCGAACCUAGUAUGUCACCUAUGCAAAUCUGGUGUUGUGAAUCUCAAGAACGUUAUGUUCUAUCAGUGAAACCCGAGGAUCUCGACUUGUUUAAGGGUAUUUGUGAACGUGAAAGAUGUCCUUACGGUGUUGUUGGCUAUGCUACUGAGGAGCAACGGUUAAUUUUGACAGAUCGCCUUUAUAAGAAUACUCCAAUUGACUUGCCUAUGGAAGUUUUAUUUGGUAAGCCUCCAAAAAUGUCUCGUGUUGAUAAUUCUGAUCCAAUUGUCUUAAAGGAGUUUGAUUCCUCCUUACUUUCUUACAUACCUGUUGCCAGUCAUCCAAUCGCUGAUGCUGUUCAGCGUGUUUUGCAUAUGCCCGCAGUAGCAUCAAAAUCAUUCUUAAUUACAAUUGGCGAUCGUAGCAUUACCGGUCUUGUUGCUCGCGAGCAAAUGGUUGGACCUUGGCAAGUUCCUGUAGCUGAUGUUGCUGUCACCGUCACUUCUUACGAUAAGGGUACCACUACAGGUGAAGCAUUUGCCAUUGGUGAGAAGCCCAUCACCGCUCUUAUCUCAUCAGCUGCUUCAGCUCGUAUGGCUGUCGCUGAAUGUAUAAUGAAUAUGGCUGCUGCCUCGCUCCCUGAAUUAAAUCAUAUUCGUUUGAGUGCUAACUGGAUGUCUUCCCCAUCUCAUUCUGGUGAGGGUGCCAAGUUAUAUGAAGCUGUUCAGGCUAUUGGUUUAGACUUUUGCCCUCAAUUGGGCAUCAGUAUCCCAGUCGGUAAAGACUCUAUGUCAAUGAGUAUGAAAUGGAUGGAAGACUCCCGCGAGCAAUCUGUCACCGCUCCUUUGUCGCUUAUUAUUACAGGCUUUUCUUCUGUGAAUAAUGUUGAAUCUAUCUGGACUCCUCAGCUAAAACGUGAGACUGAAAUUGGACCAUCCUCGUUGCUAUAUAUAGAUUUGGCUAAAGGUAAACAACGUCUAGGCGGUUCAAUUAUUGCUCAGUGUUACAACCAGUUAGGAGAUGAGGCUCCUGAUGUUGAAGACGUAGAACUACUCAAAUCUUUUUUCGCUGUUAUAACUGAGCUUCACAAUACAGAUUAUAUACAAGCUUAUCAUGACAACUCUGAUGGUGGUUUAUUUGUUACUGUUUCAGAAAUGGCCUUUGCUGGACGUGUUGGUGUGAUUUCAAAUCUUGAUUCGUUCUCCAACGACAAUAUUGCUACUUUGUUCAAUGAAGAACUGGGUGCCGUAAUACAAGUUCGGGAUAGUGAUCUUGAUAGUAUAUAUGAUAUUUUCAGAGUUCAUGGACUUGUGGAUGCUGUCAAGAAGUUUGGUAAAGUCAUCUCUAGUGAGGCUCAAGAGAUUGUGUUUGUUCGAUCUGAUGAGAUAGUAUAUAAGUCUACACGUGCUACACUUCAAUCACUCUGGCAUGAAACUUCUUACAAAAUGCAAAGCAUUCGGGACAAUCCUAAAUGUGCACAACAGGAGAAUGAAAACAUUUUGGACAAUUCCGAUCCUGGCGUUGGUUUCCAUUUGACCUUUGAACAUUCUCCCAAGUCAGAUUUGAUUUUGACAAAUCGUCCUAAGGUUGCUGUUUUGCGUGAACAAGGUGUUAAUGGGCACUUGGAAAUGGCUUAUGCAUUCCAUGCUGCCGGCUUUACUCCUGUGGAUGUUCACAUGACUGACAUCAUUAGCGGUAAACAUACAUUAGAUAUGUUUGUUGGCAUAGCCGCAUGCGGCGGCUUCUCGUACGGCGAUGUUUUAGGAUCUGCUAAUGGUUGGGCUACUUCAAUCCUUUUACACGAUACCGCUCGUCAAGAAUUUUACAAGUUCUUUAAUGAGCGUAAAGAUACUUUUGCUAUCGGCCUUUGCAAUGGUUGUCAGUUGUUCACUCGUUUAAAGACACUAAUUCCUGGUGCUCAAUGUUGGCCACUUUUCCUUUCAAAUGAGUCUUCGCAGUAUGAAGGACGUACAGUAAUGCUUCAACUAGACUCUAAGAAUUCGGAUAACUCUAUUUUCGCUAAGGAAAUGGGAGGCUCGCGUAUUCCAAUUGCAGUUGCCCAUGGUGAAGGUCGUGCUAUGUUCGAUUCUGCGUCUGAUUAUGAAAGAUUCAAGCAAGAAGGUUUGGACAUCCUGUACUAUGUUGAUAAUUAUGGUAACAGAACAAACCAAUAUCCUUUCAACCCCAAUGGAAGUACGGAUGCAAUUGCUGGCAUUCGCUCACCUUGCGGUCGUUUCUUAGCUAUGAUGCCACAUCCAGAACGUGUUGUCUUAAAGGUGGCUAAUAGUUACUAUCCCAAAUCAGAAUCCGAAAAAUGGGGCAUUCAUGCACCAUGGAUCCGAUUGUUCCAAUCCGCCCGUAAAUGGGUGGGCUAAAUUUUAGCUACUUAAUCUUAACGCUAUUUCAUACUUAAUUGCAUCAGUGAGAUUCUGAGUUUAUUUUGCUAAUUAAUUCGUCCUAACGAAAACUUUAAUAAGUUUGAAAGUUCAAAACAAUUUUUGGAUAAUAUAUAAUUAAUUUUAUAUUAAUAAAAGUACCUUAAGAAGGA